AUGAGGUUCCGGGCUGAGAUAGUGGACCAGGAUUCUCUGGGUCACUUCAAGAGAGUCAUCCGUAUGUUAGCUAAACUCGCCAAAGGCUGCAUCCUCCACAUCUGCCCGGAUAAACUGAGCUUCAUUCUUUUGGGGAGUCAAGAAAGUGGAAGGGCAAGCUUGUGGUGUGAGCUUCUGAAGGAGAACUUUUUCAGCAAAUUUCAAAUGAAAGGUGUCUCUGCAGAAUAUAAUGAGAUAUAUUUACAACUACAAUUGGAAAACCUAACUCCAGCCUUGAACAAUUCCCAUAGUACUGAAAUCUUGAAGAUCAAGUUCAUUAAUAAAUACUCUGGGAUUUUCAAGAUCUGUAUAAAGCUGUUAUGUGAGUCAAACAGGAGUUGCAUAAUGACAUAUUACUUCCCCAUAGAGGUUAUUCCAACACAUUUAUGGAACAAACUACAGGAACCCAUAGUUCCAAACUUGGAUGUUAGCAUUUACUUGCCCAUCUUGAAGACUCUGAAGAAUGUUGUAGAAAAAAUGAAACAUGUCAGCAAUUACCUUAUUAUUGAAGCAAACCAAAAUGGAGAAUUGAACCUGAAGAUGGAAAAUGAAUUAGUAAGUGUUACCACUUAUUUUCAAGAUCUUGGAAAUCCUCGUUUAGUUCCUGAAAAUGCUUCUGAAGACAGACAACCAGAAGAGAAGGCUGAGAUGCACAUAAAUGUCUAUCAGCUACUCCAUUUCCUUGGAGGAGUGCAAGAUAAUCCUACAAAGGCUACAUUCAAUAUGGUGAGGAACAGAAUUUCUUAUUUUGAAUUCCUUUUUGAAAUCUACUCUGUCAAGUAUUUCAUCCCAGCCUUGAACUAG
Messenger RNA from Dipodomys ordii (Ord's kangaroo rat), 843 nucleotides. RefSeq names its product checkpoint protein HUS1-like. Gene Ontology annotation, biological process: mitotic DNA replication checkpoint signaling; double-strand break repair via homologous recombination; nucleotide-excision repair. Gene Ontology annotation, cellular component: nucleolus; checkpoint clamp complex; site of double-strand break. The transcript is spliced from 8 exons. NCBI's taxonomy places the organism in Eukaryota, Metazoa, Chordata, Mammalia, Rodentia, Heteromyidae. The coding region runs from base 1 to 843 and encodes 280 amino acids. The record is from RefSeq and is a predicted model, not a curated record.